Hyaloscypha bicolor E is the source of this 318-nucleotide messenger RNA. RefSeq lists its product as uncharacterized. Lineage: Eukaryota; Fungi; Ascomycota; Leotiomycetes; Helotiales; Hyaloscyphaceae. Bases 82 to 312 code for a protein of 76 amino acids. The transcript has a single exon. The record is from RefSeq and is a predicted model, not a curated record.
GCGCUGGAACGAUGCGUCGCUGAUAGCGGAGGGUGAUACCAUGAUGAGAAUGCGCAUAGGAGACUGAGAUAGCUUAGUUCAAUGGCACCACUGUUCUUUAAAUUCUUUGGCGCCUCUCGACUUGAGUUGGUUUCUGUUCUUGCUUUCAUUGCACUUGCAACACUGAGGUGUUAUGAGGAGCAAGAACAGAAGAGUGACGCGGAAGUUUCAAAAUCAUUCAAUGCUAAACCAUCCCUUUUCCGUGCAAGCGCCGGCAUCCCUGCAUCCGGUAGUCACGUGCAAGCCACCUUUUUCCCCCACAUGGGCAGUUAAAUUCUG